Messenger RNA from Trichoderma asperellum CBS 433.97, 366 nucleotides. NCBI's taxonomy places the organism in Eukaryota, Fungi, Ascomycota, Sordariomycetes, Hypocreales, Hypocreaceae. The record is from RefSeq and is a predicted model, not a curated record.
AUGUCGAGUCUCUGGAGCACAGCAAAGAAAAAGGUUUUUGGUAUACACGAGCUUCAAACUCAGAAGCGACUACCGGACGACUCCCUGCUCGCCACGCCAAGGGCACGCUGCGUCCUCGAGGCCCCCAAACGCUGGGUCGGCAUGGCUGAGCUUAUCCGGCGAUGGCUGCGGCUGGCGCUGGGAAGCAAGCCCGGGUUGCCACGGGGCCAUGAGCCGGGGGAGUGGAGCUUUGGGAGGGGUGGAUGGAUUGUCAGCCCGUGCGCGCGCGCUCUCGCCAGCGUUGCAGACCCGGCGCGGGCACCAGAAAUAUCUGUCAAGAUCUUACUCUUCGCUUAUCCCUCGACUUCCUUUCAUACGUCCAUGUAA